Camellia sinensis is the source of this 649-nucleotide messenger RNA. The record is from RefSeq and is a predicted model, not a curated record. Lineage: Eukaryota; Viridiplantae; Streptophyta; Magnoliopsida; Ericales; Theaceae.
CCCUCUCCUCUCCUCUCCUCUCCUCCAAAAAUCCAAACUAGGCUUUUCUCAUCUACUCUCUCUCUCUCUCUCUCUCUCUCUCUCAUGGUUAAUUCAAACCCCACAAAAAAGACCAUGAAAACAUCUACAACCACCAUAGCCAAUACAGCUUCAUGGUACUGUGCUAUUGUUGUUGUUGCCCUCAUCAUGUUAAGCUGCUCUUUUGAAGUACUAGAAAAGGAGCAAGGCUACUACUCUCUCAUCACCAUGGCUGAUGAUGAUGAUGAUAAUGUUAGUCUCGGAGGGAACCACCAGCUCUUCAUGUCGAACCCUCGACGACCUUGCGACGAAAUCUACGUUGUCGGAGAGGGAGAAACGCUUCACACGAUCAGCGACAAGUGCGGCGACCCUUUUAUAGUUGAGAAAAACCCUCAUAUUCAUGACCCUGACGAUGUCUUCCCUGGACUUGUUAUCAAGAUCACUCCUUCAUUACUCUAGUUCUAGGGCUUUUUUGUUAUUUUUCUUUUUCUUUGAAUAGCUCAGUACUGUGUUUGGUUAAUAAGAAAAUGAUUAUGAGUACUGUGUUUGCUUGUCGGUGUGUAUGCAAAACUAACCAAGUGUUCAAAUUUCUAUUUUCAUAAGUUCAAAAAAAAAUUUCUUUUUUCUUAAA